Molecule: messenger RNA, 6328 nt
Organism: Syngnathus acus (greater pipefish)
Lineage: Eukaryota; Metazoa; Chordata; Actinopteri; Syngnathiformes; Syngnathidae
Gene: zbtb18
Product: zinc finger and BTB domain containing 18
Exons: 2
Coding region: 2252-3883 (543 amino acids)
Biological process (GO): regulation of transcription by RNA polymerase II
Cellular component (GO): nucleus
Molecular function (GO): DNA-binding transcription factor activity, RNA polymerase II-specific; RNA polymerase II cis-regulatory region sequence-specific DNA binding; protein binding
Source: RefSeq, a predicted model, not a curated record
GAGAGCUUGAGGGAGCGAGUCAAAAGUAGCUUCCUUAUCCCUAGCAUGACUGUGAUGUGUUAGCUCGCCUUUUUUUAGCAGCUGUUGUCAUAGUAGCGAGGCCUAAAGGAAGAAAGGAAAGUCCUAUGGAGGACAUAGCUCCAGUCCUCCACACGCCAGCUUUCUUUCGACGCUCGCCUCCACUUUUAGCCGUUCGUAGCUAGCUUCUCUCUGGGCUCGGCGUGGCUCCUUCACCAGGGGUGUCUUCUUUAUAGCUUCGCCAUCGUCUUCGAACAGAAAAAAUAACUUGUUAAAUCAAAUGUAUGCAUCACCAUUACAUAGGUGGUAGGCUUGUCACUACUACUCUAUUGCACCGACUUGAAAGAUGGCCACCUGCAGUUAUUUAAAGUGAGCCGUUUGAAAAAGUUUCUCAAGAUCAAAUUGGGACGUUUUCGUCUUCAGACGUAACACAUCCAUUCAUUUUUAAACCAGGGGUUCUCAAACUUUUAAAGAAAAUCCAAGGACGUAUAUGUAUAAUGUAACGACCAACUAUUACUGAUCUUUUUCAGUUUUUUCAGUUAACGCCACUUGAUAUGUAUUCAAUUUUCUUUCCGUCUGCCUCACCGAUUGAAAGGUGACGGAUCGACAGUCAGCACAGAGCUUUUAUAAGUUAUGGAGCAGUAAUGGGUGGAGUGUUUGUUUUGUCGGCGUCCUGGCCCUCAUAUGUACGAAGUUAUUCAGAAUAGAACUGGUGUCAUAAAAUCUAAACUACAAUUUUUUACGUCUCAAGUAAUUCCCCUGGGCUUGAACGUGCUUUUCCAGCCUCCACUGUCACACUUUCAUGUAUUCCUGGAAGGAUUCUUAUGGAAUCCUUCACAGCACCGUCAUCACGGCCAACUAGUGAUCCACAUCUUCCAAACGGGCCGAGCUCAAUGACCCUAAUGGGCUUGGGGGGGAAAAAUCACACAGGGGUAGGUGAGGAGAAAGUUGUUCCAGCAACUCGUAUCGGGAGCUAUCCAAUGCUCAGUGCAGUGUGAGCAGGCAUAACUGAUUAAUUGGCUGAUCAAUUUAAAAUAUUUCUAAUGCAAAAAAAAAAAAUCUUCUUGGAUUCUUGAAUGUUUACAACAAUAAAGGUAUGAAUUUCAGGCAGAACAUCAAAACUUUGUAUUUCACCGGACAACAAAAAAACAAAAAACAAAUUGCAAACUAGUAAUGAAUUACCUAAUAAUUACUAAUGAAAUAUAAACGUAUAUUGGGAUUUUUCACCUGUUUUGGAUGCUUUUGGAUCACUAAAUAUGUCCCGGUUGAACAUCAUCGAUAUUCCUGAGAAAGAAAAUGAAAGCAGACGUUUCAUAAUUUUCAAAAUUUACGUGUGCACCAUGUUGAUGAUGCCAAAAAAGUUGUACACAUUAGAUGUCUUAAAGCUCUAUUGUUGCCUCGUAUCGUAGCUUGCCUGAGCGGGUGGGGGGUGGAAUGAAUGAGCGUCGCCGAAGCGUGAAAAAGUGGCAAACAAUAUCAGCUACGUGUGUCUGUCAGUCGCAAAUGUGCCUUUUGUCUCAGAGGGAGACGAAACGCUACUCGAAACAACUUGCUGCCCGUCAUUUGGCAACUUUUGGGUGCUUACGUUUAGGCUGGAUUUGAAAAAAAACUAACCGCUGCUACUGCUGCUGUUAGUCGCUCAUGUCGUUUCCCAGACAGAGAAAGACAGAGAGAGAAAAGGGGGGGGGGGGCGAGGCGACAAAGUUGUUGGUUAAAAUGAAAGAGGAGUCUGGUGGCAGGAGUGUAGAGGAGGCAGCAUAUGGCUGUAGAAAGAGCACAGCUGGAGGUAGCAUCUCCAUCUGAGGAUGAUGUCAGAGCAGCUGACAGGCUGCCAUCCACCCACCCCCCUCCCUCCCUCCCUGGCCCUUUAUUGUGAGACAGCCUGGGAGAGUUAGUGUGCGUGUGUGUGUGUGUGUGUGGCAGUUAGUAGCAGGCAAGAGGAGGAGGAGGUGGGAGGUGGUAUCUGGUUCCCCCUCCAACAUCUCGGCCACUUUGCAUCUGUCCCUCGCACUUUCAACAGUGAGCUGCUGCUGCUGGUGCUGGUGCUGCUGCUGCUUUUUUUUCCCCUUCCUCCUCCUCACACGCAUUUGCCGGCUCACUCGCUACCCACUCACAGGACAGGCGAGAGAAGCAAAGGACGGACGAGCAAGCGAGAGGGAAAGCGAGAGAGAGAGUGAGCGCGCACAAGUCACAGAGCUCCGGCUCCUCGGCCACGCUGGACCUCAUCGAGUGGAUGCGGACUGCUGCAGGUUAUGAGGACAGCAGGAUGGAGUUUCCCGACCACAGCCGACAUUUGCUCCAGUGUCUGAGCGAGCAGCGGCACCAGGGCUUCCUGUGCGACUCCACGGUGCUGGUGGGCGAGGCGCAGUUCCGCGCGCACCGCGCCGUGUUGGCCUCCUGCAGCAUGUACUUCCACCUCUUCUACAAGGACCAGCUGGACAAGCGCGACGUGGUGCACCUCAACAGCGACAUUGUAACGGCACCGGCCUUCUCGCUGCUGCUGGAGUUCAUGUACGAAGGCAAGUUGCGCUUCCAGGACCUGCCUGUGGAGGACGUGCUGGCCGCCGCAUCCUACCUGCACAUGUACGACAUCGUCAAGGUGUGCAAGAAGCGGCUCAAGCGCAAGGCCACCGCCACCGAGGCCGACAGCACGCGGCGCGAGGACGACGGCGCCGGCUCCAGCUGCUCCGACAAGGCCGACAGCUUCUCGGAUGGCUCGCCGGGCCGGCCCGCCGCUGCCGCCGCCGACCUGAGCGACGAUGAGGACGAGGGCAAGACAGCGGCGGCGGCGCUUUGGCUGAGGAUGCCUUCCGCUGACAGGCCCGGAACGCCGGCCGCGGUGGCCCCAGCCAGCCCGUGCCACGGCGAGGCCGAUGUCAAGCCGGCGUCGCCCGCCGGGAGCCCAUCCAGUUCCACCGGAUCCCUUUCGCAGAGGUCACAGCGCUCGCGAAGCCACCGCAGCAGGUUGUCCAACGACGCCGCCGACUGCGUCUUGGACUUGUCUGUCAAACCCACGGCGGUCGUCAACCACCACGCCGGCUACUUUGGCGGCGGCUCCCCGCCGGACAGCCUCCGCAGCCCACCAGCCAUCAGGGUAAAGGUAGAGAGGAGCGCGGCGUCGGACGAGGACGAGGACCUGGCUGGCGGGGACUACGAGAUGGAGCACAGCGGCAAGACGGCGGGGCACGGCGGUGUGGGCGGCCCCCUGUCGGCGCAGCGGCGCCUGGGCCUGGAGGCGCACCUGUCGGCCCUGCGCGAGGCCUCGCUGGCGUCGGAGCUGGAGCGGGACGACAAGCCGCCCGGCGACGAGGUUCCGGCCGAGGCGUCAGCGGGCGGCGGCGCUGACAGCGCUCUGCUGCCCUAUGUGUCCAACAUGCUGGCACCGCCCCACACACAGAUCUUCAUGUGCCCGCUGUGCAACAAGGUGUUCCCCUCGCCGCACAUCCUGCAGCUGCACCUGAGCUCGCACUUCCGUGAGCAAGAGGGCGUGCGCUCCAAGCCGGCCGGCGGCGACGUCAACGUGCCCACGUGCACCAUCUGCAGCAAGACCUUCUCCUGCAUGUACACGCUCAAGCGCCACGAGCGCACGCACUCGGGCGAGAAGCCCUACACGUGCGCCACCUGCGGCAAGAGCUUCCAGUACUCGCACAACCUGAGCCGCCAUGCCGUGGUGCACACGCGCGAGAAGCCGCAUGCCUGCAAGUGGUGCGAGCGCCGCUUCACGCAGUCGGGUGACCUCUACCGGCACAUCCGCAAGUUCCACUGCGAGCUGGUCAACUCGCUGUCAGUCAAGAGCGAGCCGCUGGCGCUGCCCAAUGUCAGGGACUGGGCCAUCGAGGACAGCUCGCAGGAACUCUGGAAGUAGACGCGCCCGCCGCUGCCCUGCGCCGGCAUCGCCUUUCAAAGCGCCGCCUCUUGACCUUUUGUCCAGCCCCGGUGCAGCUUUGGAAAAUGAUCAAAAUGGCACAAAAAGUACAGUUGACAGAUAGCCCCAGAGAAUAGCGCGCCCCCCCCCCUCCCAAAAACCAUGCAAGUAAUUAACGAAAGGAUAUUUACCAGUGAACCCCUAUCUGUCGCGGUGGGUCAUUCCAGACCUGCCUGCAAUCAGUGAAAAGUUCAUGUUACAGAGUUGACACCAAUUUGUGCUUUCUUAUUAGUGGCAUCAUGCACAAAAACUGCUGAUUCCAGGGAAAAAAAAGGUGAUUAUACAAAUAACAAACCUCAAAGGGGGGGUGCGGGGGUUCACUGCAUGUAAAUUGAUAUCAGGAGAAAUCUAGCUGCCUCUCAAUUUACUUGCACGGGUUAAUUGUACCUGACACCAUCUAGUGGAAGAGUACAUCAUUGUCCUGCCCCUCACUAUACGUGGCCGGCGGCUUCAAUAGAUAAACGAUGAAACGAGAUGAAAUGGCGUAAAGAGAUGCUCAUUUUGGGCUGACAUGCGGCUGCACGGCGGUUGGGAAUUCGCCUUUGAAGGGGGCGUGGCCAUCCAAGUGAGUCUUGCACUUUAAUAGCACAUGAACACGUUACUACUGACUUGGGGGUGGGGGGGUUGGGUCGGGUCAUUGCAUUCUCAGUGUCGCUGAAGGUCUGGCGUUUCAACUUUUCAUUUCCGUCUCUCAUCUCACCACUCGGCCGGCGAUACGCUUAACGGGUAUCACCAUGCAUCCUUCGAAAGAUGUGUGUGCAUGUUUGGUUGCGCCUGUGUGUGUGUGUGCGUGUGUGUGAGAGACUGUGUGUGUCCGUGCAUGUGUAUUCAUGAUGUUCCACUGGCACGGUGGCGAGCGAAGCGUGUUGCCUGUGACGUGUUCAGGGAGCGACUGACAACGUGAAAUGUUGGCACUCAUGCAAUGCACAGCCUCUUUUUUUUCUUGUUUCCAAUCAGUUUGAAGUAUUUUCUAACAUUUUACAAAUGAUUUACUGAUAGUUUUCUUCAAUCUAGUUGGCAGACCGUUUUGUUGAGGAAAGUAUUUAAUUUAAGGUUGUAAAUUGUUCUGUUAUAGUUUAAAUUCAUUUAUGAUUAUUAUUAUGAAUAAUUUUAUUGGAAUUCUUUUCCCCUUUUUUUUUUUUACCUGCUGUUGUUGCAUGACGUCCACACUUGUAUAUUUUAAGAUUGUUUUUAAGACAAUAAUGUGAAUUUGCUGUGUUACUGUACACAUUGUUAUUGAUCAAAUUUGACAAUUUUUUUUUUUUUUUACAUAUUUGUGAAUAUACGACUACUACUCCUACUACUACUCCAGGGUGAAGCCAAGCUGACUACGACUGGUGGGGGAGGGGGGGAAACUGAGGAUUUUGUCCUUAAAAGUUGGAAAUUUGUGGGUGGGAAAUGUUGCUGAAGCUUUUGAAGCUGGUGUCAAUGUGUGCACUGAUCUCUGCUGUGUGUGUGUGCGUGACAAAAAGCACCUUUUUAAGCUAUAUUUUAAAAAAGAACGUUAAAAUAUGUGCGUGAAAGAUGCCUUUUAACUCCUCAUUUGCGAUUGAACAUGUUUUUGUUAUUUAAAAAAAAAAAAAAAAGACAGAAUUUAUCCAAAUCAUCACUGGAGGUGUUUUCAUCAGAGCAGAGUUUUAAAAAAUGGUGGUGUUUUUGAUUUUUUGGUUUUUUUUAAACAAAAUCUUUAGUAUUGGGGGGGUGGAGCUCAGUUUGGGAUUUUAAAAGAAUCGUAAAGCGUUUAUACAAUCCAAAAAAAAACAAAGGAGUUGCAGAACGCACCAGACCUCAAUGUGUGCGUGUGUGCCCCAAACCCGCCCAGCCAUCUGACCUGCUGCGGUUUGCAUCAUUACUGCUGUCGUUUUAUUUCUUUUCUGGUUUUACUUGACCGCCUUAAACUGCUGUAGUCCAGGCUGAUUGUUCUUAAGAUUUUCUUUUGGAAUUAUUAUUAUUUUAAUUUAAUUGUAUUUGUAAUAAUUUAUUUGCGAGUGUCAGGCUGUGAACUAACCACACUCCAACUUUUUUGCCGUGUUUACUUGAAAACAAGGAGUGUGGGACUGUGGGUGGUCUUUUUAGAAAAUAAAUGUUUAUGGGGAGCUUCAAAUGUCUGGGGGUAAAAGGACAAUCACCAUCUGAGGGAAUAAAAACAAGCAAUUACUUUUUGUCAGAUCUAUUUGCGCCCCUGUUGAGAUUAAAUACAUUUGUUUUAGUUUUACAAUUCAUUUGAAAUUGAGUUUUAGUCAUUUUUAGCUUUGACAAUCAUUGUUUAUUUUUCUCAAGGGGAAGUAAAUUCAAAUUGUGUUUAGUUUUGGUCAUUUCCGGUGUGCUGUUGACGUUAACAUUUUUCAAUUGUGUGCAAACUGCAAUAAAUGAUCAGAUUCUUCA